AAAAGAUGGGGGAUGCCAGCUGAAAGUUUCUCAGAUUGAACAUUCGUCGUGCGUACUAGUUUAACUCUUUCAUUUAACAAAAUUUAGAGGUUUGUCAUGGGCUUGUUCGAAGGAUCCUGGGAACGAGACGCGGAAGUGUUGCCUUUGACCUAGCCUCUCGUGUGAACCUCGUGCAAGUAACUACUCGUGAUUAAAAUACGCACCAUGUCCCGUUUAUUGUGGGUCAGUCUUGUGGCAGUGUUGGCCGCUGUGGGGUUUGGUGUCUACUCUAACUACGAUGGCUUCGAUCCAGAGACAAUACGAGGUGCAGCAGUCGUCAUCACGGGCUGCAGUACCGGCAUCGGCGAAGAGAUGGCGUACCAGUACGCCCGGCUGGGAGCAAAGAUCCUCAUCACGGCCAGGAGGGAGAACAGGCUGAAGGAGGUGGGGCAUUGGGAAUUUGUUUAAGAGAAAAUUAAUCAA
Branchiostoma belcheri (Belcher's lancelet) is the source of this 462-nucleotide messenger RNA. RefSeq names its product hydroxysteroid 11-beta-dehydrogenase 1-like protein. The transcript has 2 exons. The record is from RefSeq and is a predicted model, not a curated record. The coding region runs from base 205 to 447 and encodes 80 amino acids. NCBI's taxonomy places the organism in Eukaryota, Metazoa, Chordata, Leptocardii, Amphioxiformes, Branchiostomatidae.